AUGAAGAUCGCUACCAUUACUGGCGCCUUGGCCUUUGCCCUGUCCGCCGCUGCGGCCCCCGGCACCAACCUCCCUCCGCGCAACAGUGACGCGAAGUGCGCUUGCCCGACCAACACUGCCCAGCCCAAUGGCAGCCUCGGCAAGUCUUUCGUCUCUACCAGCCUCCUCGUCCCCAUCGCCAAGAGCAAGCCCAACUACGCCUUCCCGGCGACCAAGUGGGCGCAGGUGACCCCUAAUGACAUCUGCACCGUCUUCAACCUCGACCUGCCCGUCGCCCAGACCCAGGGCAAAGUGUGUAACCUUGUCUUCGACUUCCCGUCUUGGGAGAAGGCCCCCAACAAGUUCAUCUUCAAGGGGCCAGGUAACUUCAAGUUCACCGGCUAUGCUAUUGGCGCCGGUGCUGUUGCCGGCCAGACGACGUAUAAUCAUCAGCCCGCUGCCGGACCGAGCCCGCCCAAACCCCCGCCGACCAUGACUCCCGGGCACAGCUAUAUCAUCAACAGCGCCCCAUGUGGCAUCCCGGCUGAUGUACCUGGCAGCGUGACCGUGUCAGGCAGCCUCUGCUCGCCCGACACAGCAUUCUCCUUCUAUCAGAGCAACGAUGGCUGCCCACUUGGCUUCUUCGUUGUCCUGACCGAUGCCUAA
This is a messenger RNA of Colletotrichum spaethianum, 645 nucleotides long. RefSeq lists its product as uncharacterized. The record is from RefSeq and is a predicted model, not a curated record. Lineage: Eukaryota; Fungi; Ascomycota; Sordariomycetes; Glomerellales; Glomerellaceae. The coding region runs from base 1 to 645 and encodes 214 amino acids. The transcript has 2 exons.